GUGUCAUCUCGGGCGUGGAUUGGAUAGUGCGUUGGUCGGUGGUGUUGUUAUUCAAAAAUGUAGUCAUGUUGUAAAAUGUGCGGAAAUUAUUCAAAUUAUGCCAAUUUCUCUUAUCAAAGACUCCCAUAUUAUAACGUUAAGUUUAAAGUGCUUGUGUGCUGCUGAAGUGACAUAAUUAUUUGUUUACUUUAAUCAGGAUUUUUAGUUUAAGUUAACAAUAUGCCCAAGCUUCAAGUACCAACAACAUUUCUGGUGCGCAUAGUGCUGCCACUUGGACUGUUAACCAGUAUAGCACUACGCCCGUUCGGUUUAUCAUUUAUAUACCUCCUCCUAUACUUAAUAGCACCUCUAACACAAGUGCCAUCCACGCAAACGAUACUAGGAUGGCCGGGCAAGUUUCUUUGCUUAACCUUCGUGGUUUCAAUGCUACUAUUAUUAUUGCACGUAGCAUGGCACAUAGUACUGGCCGCGUUCCCGCCUUACGGGUCGGUGGCCCACCAAAACCACCUCGUGGAAAUCAUAGGGAGGAAUUUGGGCCUGGUGCCCUACGAUUUUAUAGAUCCAACUAUGGCUAUACAUUAUUUGGCACCGGAGCUACUGAUGACAAUAAUUUCAACGUUGGUGUACGUGCUGGUAAAAAAAUUACUGUCGGGGCCAAACCAUUCCGAAGAAAAACCACAUUCGAAACAUCAGAAGUUUCCGCUCCUCGUCAGUGCAGGCAAAUACCUAUGCCUCUUCCUAAUAAUGUUCUCCGGCAUCAUGCUCCCAAGUGUGACGUCCGGCAUCUACUUCCUUAUAUUCAUGGGAGCUGCGACAGCGUGGUCGCUGGGCCAGCCGCUGGAGCGCGGCUUCGCGGUGGUCGGUCGCUGUAUCAUGGCCAUCAUGGCUGUUCAUAUAGCGGUGCUGCUUGCUUAUCAGUGCACGUGGCUGCUGGAUAUAUACCCGCCUGAGAUGAAUUUAGCGAGGUAUUUCGGUCUAACACAAUUGGUAAACAUUACCGAAACCAACCCUGCGCAUUUUACCUACGAAACGACAAGCAAGCUAUCCUGGGCUACUAUGGCUAGCCCAUUAGUUAUACUCUUCACUUACUACGUGUUAGCGUUAGAGACGAGGGAACUCUUCAAACCAAAGGUUGCAUAUUCCUACAUAGAUUCAGAUUCACUUCGUGGCAGUCCCAGUGAAAACACUCCUCUGAUUCGCAACAUGAGUCCCAGCAAGCGGUGGCCGGCCGGCCGGACGCGCUCCUCCAUAAGGAAACUGCAGCAGGACCCGUCCGGCUCCGUCAUCAUUCCAGACGAAGAAUCAAAUACGGAAUACAACGAGCCGACACUGAUGGAUGAUAUAUUAUCCGCCAUAGUAGACUUCUUCCAGGUUGUGAUCAGAUCAUCAUACAUAGCGACCACGAUCACAAUGAUGGCCUGGAGCAUAAUGUACCACUCGUGGCUCACGUUCGUGUUCCUGAUGUGGGCCAACAUCGUGUGGCUGUGCCAGGACCAGCGCUCCUUCAUGCUGAAGACCAGUCCUGUGCUGGUGCUGUAUGCAAUGCUACUGUUGCUCGCGCAAUACAUCUAUGGGAUGGACUUGACGGAAGCUGAACUGCCGUCGUCGAUUUAUAAUGAAACAGGCGUCAACCUACAGCAGAUCGGCCUAAGUCCCCCACCCGGGAUGCCCUUCGUACCUCUCCUCAUCAAGUCCCUCUUCACGUGCAUGUUCUGGGUGACGCUGCGUCAGCGCAUCCAGGAAAUCAGACAGCGGCGCCAGUCCGCCGUCAUCACGGACAUGGCCGCCCCGUUGCAGCUGACAGUGUCUACUGCCGCCAGUGUGAUAGAAGCUCAGCGCGACGAAGAGCAACGUUCGCGCCUGCUAAGCAAAGUGGGGGAUUUCCUCAGGGCUGCUUGCGCCCGCUACUGGAUAUACGUGGUCGUCAUAAUGCUCUUCGUUAUCGGCAUCACGGGCACCAGGAUGACCAUCUUCAGGAUCGUCUACAUGUUCUUAUGCCUUGGAUUUAUACUGAUGUUCCAAAUGAGCUGGUACUGGUGGCGGCGACUAAUGUAUAUCUUCUGGAUAACAGUGAUCAUAUACUCCAUGAUCAAUCUCAUUCUCAUCUACAUAUAUCAAUUCGACGGCUUCCCCAAUACUAUAGAAAAUUAUCUUCACAUCUCAGUACAACUACAAAAUGCUGGGUUGGAGCCGUACCAUCCAGCGGACUUGUUCGUCAAGCUCCUGACGCCCACUUGUUUUUUGAUCAUCACAAUAAUGCAGGUGCACUACUUCCAUAAAGACUUUAUGGCACUUUCGGAUCCGAACACUAGCACAAAUACUAACAGUGUAGUUAGGAAUGGAAAUGAAUCGAGCAGGCCUAGCAACGCUGGUGCCUCCACCAUGAAGGACGAUGUGCCACCAUUACCGCUCGAAGAAGACGCAGAAAAAUCCGUGGCAGGUUCUGUUACCGAAGCGGAGCAGUCGCUAUCUACGUAUAAUACUAGACGUAACUUGCACAGGAAAGCAUCUCGGUCGCGAUCCUACGCUCCUACGAUCACGGAACCCCACUCUGCACCGUUCCGACAAUUUUUCACGCAGAAGUGCGCCGCCUUCAAGGCCUCACUGUACGUGUGGAUCGACUACCUCUUCAUGUAUCUGUACUUGCACCUCACUAAGGUUGUGUUCCUGUCGCUUACGCUUGUGUGCGUUAUGCGGGUCUGUGCGAUGCACGUCCCUAUUAUGCUGAUAGUAGCACCAGCGCUCCUGCUGAACGGUAGGAAACAGCGAAUCAUCAUUCUGUUCAUAUCGACGCUUAUAACCAUUUACUUCAUGGCGAAGAUGGUUUACCAAAUAGAAUACAUCCGGCCAAGUCUCUUUGAUGUCAACUGUACUAGUUAUGACGAAUCAAAGGAAACCACAUAUAACAACGCAGAAUGGCUCGGUUUCACGAAGAACAGAAACUUGGCAGUGCUGCUUAAAGACUACAUAGGUCUUGUAGUCGUAUUCACAUUCCAUUCUCUAGUCACUUACCGACAGCAAACAAAGAGGGAAAGCUGGACAUCAAAUCAACAAGAGAAGGUUCUAUUUCCGGAUGUCACGCGUAAGGAGGCUGAUAUAAAUUUGGUUUACUGCGCAAAGUACAUAAUCAACUACGGCUUUUACAAGUUUGGUGUUGAGGUGACUCUAAUAUGCUUAAUAGGCGUAAUAGGAUCCCGUAUGGACAUAUACGCAGUCCUAUACUCCUUCUGGCUACUCCUCCUGGUGUCCCUAAAGCGACCGAGCCAAGCGCGAGUGUGGACGGCGUUCACAAUAUUCAUCACGAUCCUAGUGCCCAUACAGUAUAUGAUAGCGGUCGGAUUUCUGCCGCAGUUCUGCGUUACUUAUCCCUGGGGAACGGAUAAUCCUAGAGACAAAGACCUUCGUACGUUCCUGUUCCUUCCAUACGCCGACAGUCCGCCGCACGCCACCAAGCUCGUCUUCGACUUUUUCUUGCUUGUGUUCGCGUCAAGACAACUUCGGGUGUUCAGAAUCGAAAGGAGGGGCGAAGAGUACCCGGGAGGGUCGAAUAGCGAGGACAUAGGACAGGACUGGGAGACGCCAAGCUUCGUUAACCCUGUGCCAGAUUUCCUUGGAGUUGUCGGCACAUGGCUGGACGUGCUAAAGCGCAUGGUCUUCUUGGGUAUGCUGUGGGUGACGCUAGCCAUCAUGUUCCUGACGGGCACGAAUCGGGUCAACCUGUUCUCUAUGGGGUACCUGAUUGGCUCGUUUAUCUUCCUGUGGCAGGGAACCGACUUCUAUCUGAGACCUAAGCAGGCUAUUUUACAAUGGUGGUCAUGGCUUCUCCGCUACAACGUGUCCGUAGUCGUGAUCAAGGUGAUCCUCCAGAUCCCAGGUUGCUUGUUCCGUGAGUCCACGCAACUCCACGCCUGCUGGCUGGUGCAACUGCUGGGCAUAGGCUGCGUGGACAAGUUUGCCGGCACCCUGGGAAAUUUCAUCAAGAUGGAGAGUUAUAACAAGGACACAAAAUGCACCGUACCUCAAGAAGACAUCGGUUUGGCGUGGGACGGCGUCUGUUUUGCUUUCCUGAUAUUGCAGCGUAGGCUCUUCCACAGCUACUACUUCUACAGAGUCAUCGAUGAGAGCAAAGCUACCACCGUUCUGGCAUCUCGAGGAGCCGAACUUAUUGAGGAGCUGAGACUGAUAUGAAAUUGUUUACAUCGAAAUGAGGAGCUGCGAUAUCUUUAGAUAUUAAAGAUCAAAGUAAAGAUGGAGAGAAUAAAGGCUAACCAGAAAAAGAUCCACGGGGCUUUGAAUAAGGAACCGAAACACCAUGAUCGAGAAGAGGAGGAUUCGGACACGCAGCCGGGCGACACGGAGGCGGCGCCGCUGGUGCGCGGCGACUCCGACUCGCGCGGCUACCACACGCCCGACAGCCCCGCCUCCCCCCGCGGCUUCCACACCCCCCUCAGCGAGCCCUCCGCGCCGCCCUCCCGCGUCCACACCCCGCCCCCCGCGCCGCGCCCCCUCACGCUCCCCGCUCUCCCACCGCCUCCGAGUUCACAAGGCGGCCCGCCGUCACCGUCGUCCGCCUUGAUGACCGUAUCCCUGGACGCAUACUUGGAGCCGCGCCGGAUUUCCUUCGAAUCCCCCCCGUCCUCCGAACUCCUCCCCCGCGCUCAGAGCCCCGAAGAGUCCUACCCGGUCUUCUCCCCCCCUCCGAUCCGUCGCCGCCACACGGUAGCCAGCCCGAGCCUCCUGCGCACCUCGCUCAUAUCGCAGUCGAGCCGCGCCGAGCCCAACUCUCAUCAUACCUGUAACGUUUCUAAAUUUAGAAGCACCUCUAGUUGCGUAUACGUGUCUCACCUUGUAUAUAAUGUAAAGCAUUUUCAGGUCUCCGUGUUAAUUAUAUUUUUUCUUUUAUUAGGAUUAGAAAGUGAGCGUCCUCUUUAUGAGCGACGGAUACACACGAACAGGUUUAAAGCGCCCGCGGGGCCGUAUAAGCAGCCGACCAGCCAUCAGAGGGCCGUUCGUUCGGGAGACUACUACAUGUUCGAUGACUUCGAUGACACCGAGGUUCCUCUCAAAGAGGAAGAAUCGAGCGAAGACGAGGACGCGCCCAAGGAAAUGGGCUUGGGCAAGCUCCUGUCGACGGCGAUCAAGACGGACUUGCAGCGCGCCGUGCGCCGCGCUUCCAUGCCCACCGUGCGCUCGCGCCGCCGCCUCUCCGCCGGCAGCAUCCCGCACUCGUACCCGCACGAGGUAAACAUGUCCCCUGGCUGCUCACAUACUGUCGCCGACAUCAAGACGGACUUGCAGCGCGCCGUGCGCCGCGCCUCCAUGCCCACCGUGCGCUCGCGCCGCCGUCUCUCCGCCGGCAGCAUCCCGCACUCGUACCCGCACGAGGUAAACAUGUCCCCUGGCUGCUCACAUACUGUCGCCGGCAUCAAGACGGACUUGCAGCGCGCCGUGCGCCGCGCCUCCAUGCCCACCGUGCGCUCGCGCCGCCGCCUCUCCGCCGGCAGCAUCCCGCACUCGUACCCGCACGAGGUAAACAUGUCCCCUGGCUGCUCACAUACUGUCGCCGGCAUCAAGACGGACUUGCAGCGCGCCGUGCGCCGCGCCUCCAUGCCCACCGUGCGCUCGCGCCGCCGUCUCUCCGCCGGCAGCAUCCCGUACUCGUACCCGCACGAGAUCCGUCGAAAAGCAAGCGUCGAAAAGCGAGCGAGCUUGACGGACCAAGAACAAGAAGAGCGCGACGUGGUUUCGGAACUGGAUGACUUCGCACCGGAGCCAGAGAAAGAAACGGCAAUGGACAAAUGCCAUCGCUACUGCAAUACAGCGUGGGUGUUCAUCUGCAGUUUCCUCGUAACUGCCACGCGAUACCUCAUGCGGUACUCCAGAGACUACCGAUACGUAUCGCGAGCUCUUUCCAUGGAGAAGAAGAUACUCAAGGAAAAAGAAGGUUUUGGCAUCGGACUUCGAGAAGGGUCGCAAAUGAUCUGGGAACCCCUGCCAGAGACCUUAGCACAUCCCCGUAAGUUAAGCGAUAUAAGCGUCCCCGAGAUCCGUAUCCUGGCGCCGAGCAUGGAGCGCGGGCUGGACGGGUCGCCGGCGUCGCGGCGCGCGUCCCCGCCGCUCUCCAUCUCCGACUCGGACGACGAUACCUCCGAACAUGAGAGCGCGUUUAGCUUGCAGAGUACUGAGAGCAAGGACCUGACGAUACUGGAGGAGCAGGAAGACUCGAUGUUCAAGCAGGGCCGCUCGCCGUUCCUGCAUCUUGCGUACGCGCUGUGGUUCGCUGUCUUGGCUCACACUGACAUUGUUUGCUACAUCAUGGUUUUCAUAAAUCAGAUUCAAUCAGCGACCAUUUUAUCGAUACCUCUGCCGUUGAUGGUGUUUCUGUGGGGCACCCUGACCAUACCUCGACCGACCAAGACGUUUUGGGUUACCCUCAUUGCAUAUACGGAGGUAAUCGUCCUAAUCAAGAGCAUGUUCCAAUUCGAAAUCCUCCCGUGGAACCAGAAGAUUUACCCCGCCAACAUGCCCUUCACUGCCCCUCGCAUCAUCGGCAUCGAACGAAAGGGCAACUACGCCCUCUAUGAUUUGCUGUUACUGCUCAUUAUUUUCCUACACAGGUUCAUGUUAAAAUCCCUGGGUCUCUGGAAGGAAUCCAGCCCCGAAAUCGAUCUCCGCGAAGACACUGAAUACCCGCUCACGUCCGAAGAUACUCAGAUGAUCGUCGAGGGCAGGUCAGAAGACGUCGGCAAGAAAUACGUGCAGUUGCACGAUAAGUCCGGCCCCCUCGACGAGGCAGCGGAGGCGCAGGACGAGAGGUCAGGCUCGAUUCGCAACGAUCGCGACGAGCAAGAAGAGGAGCAAAUAUACCAGGAGCAGGAGGCUGGGCCUUCUAGGGCGCCCGAGGACGGCGACGACCACUACAAAGUAAAUGACGAUGAGGAGCCAAUCAUCGCCGUGACGACGACGCUUGGCGACAAAUAUCAACAUUAUCCCCAACUUAUGUGGCUCUCGGUGAAGCGCUACAUGCGUCCGAUGAAGAGCUUCUUCCAGCGAAUGCUGGCGCCGGGCGCGCGCGUGACAGCCGACGUCUAUGCUUACAUGUUCUUGUGCGACUUCUUUAACUUCCUGGUCGUCAUCUUUGGCUUCGCUGCCUUCGGAACUCACCAAGGCGACGGCGGCGUUAAAGCAUACUUAGAAGAGAACAAAGUACCGAUCCCGUUCCUCGUGAUGUUGAUUCUCCAAUUCGCGCUCAUAGUGAUCGACCGAGCGCUCUACCUACGGAAGUUUAUGCUGGGGAAGAUACUGUUCCAGUACGGGCUCAUUAUAGGCGUGCAUGUUUGGAUGUUCUUCGUACUGCCUUUUAUUACUGAAAGAACAUUCAACGCGUUGCUGCCGCCUCCAAUGUGGUACAUGAUAAAAUGCGUGUACCUGCUGCUGUCCGCGCAUCAGAUCCGCUGCGGGUACCCGCGCCGCAUCAUCGGCAACUUCCUCUGCAAGUCGUACGGGUUCCUCAACAUGGUGUUCUUCAAGUGUUUCAUGGCGGUGCCGUUUGUGUUCGAGCUGCGGACUCUGAUGGAUUGGAUCUGGACGGACACGUCCAUGACGCUCAUGGACUGGUUGAAAAUGGAAGACAUAUUCGCCAGCGUUUUCCUGUUGAAGUGCUCCCGGUUCGUAGAAGACGAGUACCCGGCGCCGCGCGGCACGAAGCGGCCCGCCAUUUCCAAGUACCUGCUCGGCGGCACCGUGCUCGCCUUCGUUAUUGCCAUCAUCUGGUUCCCACUCGUCUUCUUCGCCUUUGGCAAUACGGUCGGUCAACCGAAACCCCCGACGGACGUGACAGUCAAGAUCCGCAUCGGACCGUUCCUACCCGUCUACCAGAUGUCGGCACAAUCACACGACAUUUAUCAGUACACGGAACAGGACUACGCGCAACUAAGCAACCAGUACUCCCGCGACCGCACCGCGCAAACGUUCCUGUCCAACUACAUGUACAACGACGUGGCGGUCAUCAACCUCAACCCCAACUCAACUAUGAACUGGGACAUCUCGCAGCCCGAGCUCGACCGAUUGGAGCGAGAGGCCAUCUCGAACAAUUCCCUAAUGAUAAAGUUCACGUUCACAAUAUCUCACCCGAGCAACAACGCGCAGAACCCGCCAACUAUAGAAGACAGUCGGGAGAUGCCUCUAGAAGCGUUCUACGCUAACGGCACGAGGAAUAACGAGAGGGACACGCUACUGUACCUGUUGCAGAAUAACACUCCUUCCGAUACUUGGUUGAACGUUCCGAAACUGUUUCCAAAGUUCUUGAAAGUUUUCAACAAAGGAACUGCAAAACCGGCCUACCAGCUGAUACCUGGAGACCCAGAGGACGAAUCGACUCAAUAUCGCGACGUACAACUGAGACUGGAGAGAGAUAGAGGCACCAUGUAUUGGCGAGUACAGGAGUACUGUAAAGAAAAGGACGAGUUGCUGAACAUACCAAUGAACAGCUGCGACAUGCUAGUCAUGUUCACUUUCAACGACAAGCUGUUCCCGGAGACGCUCAACUUUAUCUCCGGUGGAGGAAUCAUCGGUUUAUACACCACGUUCGUGUUCCUCGCAUCUCGGUUGCUGCGCGGGUUCUUCUCGGGCAUCUACACCAAGAUCAUGUUCGACGACCUGCCCAACGCGGACAGGGUGCUGCAGCUCUGUCUCGACAUCUACUUGGUCCGAGAAGCCCUGGAACUCGCUCUAGAAGAGGACCUAUUCGCCAAGCUAGUGUUCCUGUACCGAUCGCCGGAGACCAUGAUCAAGUGGAGCCGGCCCAAGGACGACGAGGCCGAAGAGCAGCGCGCCCUGCCGCCGCUCCCGCGCAACUGAACGCUGCACUGCUGACGCUCAAGGCGUGCUUCGAUGACUGUUCGAGCUUGGUCCCGAUUGUAACAAGGUUUAUGCGAACUAGUGGUGUCGAUGUAAAAGUUGUGAGAAUCUCAAUGUUAAACUGAUCCCUUUUUGUCUGAUGAAAAGUUACACUUCUCGCAGUAUACCUAACGGCGACCGUAACGGCAAUAGCCAAAGUACUGAGUAACUAUUAAAAGGCUACUGAUUGUAUCGGUUAAGAUAUUAAGUGUGUACUAGCUUCUAUAAAGGCGAUACAUCGUGAGAAAACCUUGAUAAUUGAUUUAUCUUAGUAAUAAAGUCCGAGCCCAGCAAUGGGCCGUACGUAAUAGGCUAACACUAAAGGUUUAGUAACCUAACAGUCAUUUCGUGUCUAAUUUGUUCUAGUCGUCCUUGUAACAACAGUUGAAAUCAACGAAAUCACUUGACAUUCGAGCUAUUACGUCCACAGCUUCUUAAGAACAAUAUUUUGAAACUUACGAUACGCUUAAAAGUUUCCAUCAUUUCAAUUUUACUUGUCAAUGCAGUUAUUUACUUACAUAUGUUUAGAUCAUAAGUUGUACAGCGUAACUUAAGAGUAACUGCUGUACUUCAAUGAAUGUGUAGACUAAACUAUACCUACUAUGUAAAUUCACUCUAAAAUAUUUAGGUCGCUUUAGUUGUUGCACCCAUAAAGAUGACACAAUCUUCUUGUGGUGGUCUUCGCGAUAGUUACUUUGUGCUAUCAAUAAAGCCUAGGUAUAUUUUUGGACCCUAUACUUUUUGCGUUCUAAAUAAUGUCUCUUCUCUCUUGGUACAUAUUUUUGCACAAGAAUUCUGUAAAUUUUACAUAAGAUAGCUUAUAGGUACUUACAUAAACUAUUUUCAUGCAAUAUACAUAUACCUAGUAACUAUUGCAAGAAUAAGCUCUCUGUAAAUUGCUAGUGUUUCCUUUAGCAUUUAAAACGUUACGUUCGUUGUAAAUUUAGUUUUUGUUUUAUCUUUCGCUUGUUUUGUUAUAAAUAUUGCUCAGUCUAUUUAUUUAUUUAUUGUUACCCGUUGUGCAACGGAUGAACAAUCUGGGAUUGUGCAGCCUUAUUGCGAGACAUAGGAUUUACUGGUCCACGGAGUUUUUUUGUUUAUAGUGGGACCUAGAUUCCUAUUGCAAUUAAAGUCAGUACCUAAGGUUUUACAUAUUACGCUGUUGGAUCAGUACAGUAACUGUACAUGUGUAUUCGGGUAAUUCCGAAUUGUUUCGUCUUUCGCACUGCAACUCCGAAAAUCUGUGAGUGUUUCGAAAUUUCAAGACAAUCGAACAUGGUUCGGAUUUACCCGGUUACACCUUAUAUCAAUUAUUUAUUAUAUUCUUAACCAAAGUAAGGGCUACCCGAGGGUAUUUUUGCUUUGCCUGUAAUAUUCUGUUAUUUCUUAUACAUAUUUGCAUUUUUGUUACUUGUUUCGUAUUUAAUUAUUGAUAAAUUAUUAUGAUGAUAUAAAUCACGCACUUCCAUGAAAUAAUAUUAAAUUAUACAUAAAUAUAUACCUCAAGAUCUUAAGUUGAUUUUUGCAUUUGAUACUGUACUUAUAGUAUGUAAUUAUGAUAAAAUAAAUAUCGUCGCGAGGGCCAGUUGGGAUUCAUAGAAUUUAAGCUUGAUGACUACGUUUUAUACCUAUCAUCACAACAAUACUUCGUACAAAUUAUUUAUAUGUUUACUUAUAUAGGUAUGAAACGAGCUAUAACGACUACUGCCAUUGUAUUCGGAGUAACAAGUUCCAAGUGGCUUUACGCGAUGGUAAUUAUUUGGAAGUUCUAGGAGUAUUGUCCACUUUUAUAUUGUUGUGUUAAGUAAGAUGCAUUUAAAUGUUGUCGAUUUGUGAUAAUAAAACUAGAAUAAAAACAUUGAAA
Leguminivora glycinivorella is the source of this 10762-nucleotide messenger RNA. RefSeq names its product piezo-type mechanosensitive ion channel component-like (gene Piezo). The record is from RefSeq and is a predicted model, not a curated record. Lineage: Eukaryota; Metazoa; Arthropoda; Insecta; Lepidoptera; Tortricidae.